UUUCGAUGGGUUUUUUUUAGACUAUAAGCGUGUUAGUUAGAGUUCGUGGUGUGUGCAGGGGUAGUAGUAGUUUUGCUAGCUAUCGCUACAUGGCUUCAUAGCGAGCGCUGAGAAGAAAGACUGCGCGCCGGGAUGGCCAUUAGUGCAGGCUGAGUGGUAUUAUAAAAAAAAAAAAACAUUGUAAUCGUUUUUCUGGUAAUGACCUGAAUUAAAUUGUUGCUGUUUCAACGGUUGAUUUCAUGUUCUUUAACACCCAUAUAUUUAUUACACUCCAUGCUUUGUGUUGCUUUACCCUUUUGCUUGUUCUGUUCGGGCAUUUCUUCCCUCUGCCCCAACGGGGAUGCUGCAGUGGCGGAAGACAUGCUAUGUCCAUGGCCAGGCAGAAAACUGGCUUCAUUUUCAAUUUAGGUUUGUCUUUAUGACUGACUUGAGUGUGUCGUUUGGGUUUACAUGUGAAAACUUUUUUAAUUGCAUUUGGCUUUUCAAUUUCCUAAACUGAAGGGACAGAACUUGAGUAUGUUGCCUCUUUUCCACUGGCUCUCCUGGACCCGGUUCCGCUGCCGUUUUUUCCAGCGCGGUUCUUGAUUUUUUUCGGUCCCUGCUCUGAAUAGGGGCUGAAUGGGGGGGUUGCAAGCUUUACACCUCUUCACUGAUUGGUCAUGGGCGUGGUCAGAUCCAAGCAUAAAGAAGAAAAACGGCCUUUUCUCAAACUCGUAGCAAGAAGAGAGAGAGAGAGAGAGAGAGAGUAGCAAUGGAGUCGUUCCAACCUACGUGUAAUCCGGGCAGCGAUGAGGUGGAGACUUUUCUGUCAAUUAUUGAGGACUGCAACAUUCAACACCAGCUAGACGGAGCGACUGGAAACGAAAAUGUAGCGGAAAGGAUGACCGGCUCCGGAUAUCACAGAACAUCCCAACAGUGCUGGGAAAAGGUGGAAAAGCUAAAAAGCGACUACAAAAACAUGAAAGACGACAACGGGCAGGGCGGGUCCAACCAAAACCCGAGGCAGCGGUUCGACCUUAUGGACGAUAUUCAUGGCCAUCGCCCUGCAAGUCGUGGAGGGGAGGAAAGCGUGGACAGCGACACCUCUCUGCUGGAGGACAUCUGCAAUGGAUCUCUCCCCCGUGGUGCAGAGACUGAAACCAAUGCGGAGGAUUUCCCGUCAUUUCUUUCGGUUCCCAGCUCUUCCAGCACCUCUACUUCCUCAGACUCUCCUCCCAGCGCUGGCUGGACACCGCUGCCGUCCAGCCAGCGCCGCCGCUCCGGGAAGAGACGAAGAAGGCGGGGCGUGUCAGACGUGAAUGAGGAAGAGGAGAACCGGCAGCAGCGUGAGCGGCACCACAGCUCAUGGAUGGAAAUCCUCCGGGAAGAAGCGGCCAUCCGAAGAGAGGAGCUGAGACAGGCGUCCCAUUUCUACACGGCCUGCCUCGGCCUACUGGGGGACAUGGUUGCAAUCCUAAGGGAGCGACAAGACGGACAGCAUUCAGCUGUAAAUGUUGAUAAUGAUACCAAGGAAAAUGCUGACRUCUAAAAGUGAAGAAUAAAUGCUGUGC
This is a messenger RNA of Poecilia reticulata (guppy), 1550 nucleotides long. RefSeq lists its product as uncharacterized. Lineage: Eukaryota; Metazoa; Chordata; Actinopteri; Cyprinodontiformes; Poeciliidae. The record is from RefSeq and is a predicted model, not a curated record.